This is a messenger RNA of Symbiodinium pilosum, 261 nucleotides long. NCBI's taxonomy places the organism in Eukaryota, Dinophyceae, Suessiales, Symbiodiniaceae. The record is from the annotation of a GenBank genome assembly.
AUGUGGGCAGCGCGCGCAGAAGCGGCACACCAGUGGCGACAGUUCCAAGCUCAGCGCAAGUUCAACAAGUGUGCAAGCGCGGUUGCCCUCUAUGAGCAGAAGAUGUCGGACUAUGAUGUUUGGCGUGAUCGUAUUAUGGAGGCACCGCGAACAGAGAUCGAGAGGCGGCGCGAUUGGCUGGCAUCUCAACAAGGGUACUCUCUGGCUGAUGUCGACAAAUAUCACAAAACUCGUUUGGGUAGAGCCGUGAGCGUGCCAUGA